UCCUGUCCUUUUAAAGUUAUAUAUACAAAGCAUUGAUAGUCUCUUUCCCAUCCCACGAGAAGCAGACAACGAUCUCACUUAAUUGCCAUUGUCAACAAGUUCAUCCAAAAGAUAACAAGUUAUAACUAUGACGACUACCGCUACGAGCACCGUCACAGCUACGACGGCGGAAAGUCCUCAUCUUGAAGCACUCCAACGCGAUGGCUUCGUCAUCGUUCGCUCCAUUCUGGUCCCAGACGAGGUAGCUAUCCUCCGCGAAGCCUCCAGCAAGGCGGCCUCAAUGACACGCGCUGGGAACUGGCCUUACCUACGAUCUGUGCCCAAACAAUUCCCUCCAUGGCCGAACACCCCUCCACCGUCGUCGGAGGGUGGUAUCUGGGGCGUCCAACAUUUGAUGCACCCUGAAAUGCCAGACCGUGAGGCUUUCAUCAAGGCAUAUUUCUCACCGAAAAUUCUUGCGGUAGCAGAAGAAUUACUAGGAGUAUCUCAGCCUUCUCGCGGUGAGCCGAAGAAGGAACUGCUUGUAAUGGAGUUAUUCAAUCUUCUUGUCGCGCCUGAAAAUAAGGCAUUCGAGUUGCGUUGGCACCGAGAUGACAUACCCGAGUCAGUAAGCCCAGAGCGCGAGCUAGAACUGCUCUGUCACAAAAGCCCUGAAGGGAAGCAGUCUCAUGCCCAAUACAAUCUAGCACUCUGCCCGGAUACCUCACUCAUCGUGGUACCUGGAUCGCAUCGACGUGUGCGCACAGAGAUUGAGCGAGCGGCAGGACCAUAUGAACCAACGCUACCGAAUCAACUUAUCGUCAAACUCGAGCCAGGUGAUGCUGUUUUUUACGACAGCAACAUACUGCAUCGCGGCAUUUACCAGCCAAAAGCUGAGGGUAAUGACGAGACCCGGUUAACAUUACACGGUAGUGUGGGGCUGAAGGAUACCACAAACGCGGAUAACAAAGUUCGCGCAACAGCCGUGCUACAGCACGGCAUUGGAUUCUGGAUAAAUCGCGACGAUGCUGUGUUAGGAGUCGGCGAACGAGCCGAGAAUAUGCGGAGCAACCUGAUUAGCCUAGGGAGAGGAGAUAAUGUGGGAUAUUCUUUGGAGGGAUAGAGAAACCGAAUCCGUGGUUGCUACAUUUGAUAUCGUUAUUGUUCGGUCUCCGCAUACAGAACAUCUGUCAUCAUU
Messenger RNA from Talaromyces proteolyticus, 1177 nucleotides. RefSeq names its product phytanoyl-CoA dioxygenase family protein. Lineage: Eukaryota; Fungi; Ascomycota; Eurotiomycetes; Eurotiales; Trichocomaceae. The coding region runs from base 128 to 1102 and encodes 324 amino acids. The transcript has a single exon. The record is from RefSeq and is a predicted model, not a curated record.